AUGGAGGAGGCGACCAGCCGUGCCAUGGAGAUUUUAACCCCCGACCGUGACCGCAACGUGGGCAUUGUGCUGAAGUUCAUACGGCUUCCGAUCCAGCAAAUCGAAGCGAGCAUACGCACCUUCGACACGCUGACCUUGGGCGAAGAGCGCGUUUCCGGCUUGCUGAAGAUUAUCCCAUCUGCCGAAGACUUGGAGGCGAUCAACCGUGCACGCAAGGCACACGGAAAGCCCUGGUCGCGGACGGAGCAGCAGGAGCUGCCGAUGGCGGUGCGCUUCAUCUUGAUGACGCAGACCAUCGACCACUACGCGGAGCGCAUCCACGCGUGGAGCCUCAAGUACAAGCUGCACGGCGACCUCGAAGACCUGGAGCAGAAGCUGGCGAAGGCGAACCGUGCCAUCGACGCCAUCUUCGACUCGAGGUCGCUGCCGGACAUGCUGUACUUUCUGCUGGAGGUGAGCAACUUCCUGAACAAGGGCAGCCGCUUCCAGGACGCGAAGGGCUUCCCGAUCACGCAGCUGCCGCAGAUCAUGGACUUCAAGACGACGGACGGCAAGAGCACGCUGCUUUCCUACGUUGCGGAGUCGCUGAGCUCCAUGGAGGCGUCGAACCCCUCCCAGGCCGGGAUGCUGCACAUCUCGGAUGAGCUAAUGCCGAUGGUGGAGGCGGGCCGCGAGAUCGACGUGCCGAGCAUCGAGCAGGAGCUGAAGAAGCUGCGCGGCCGUCUGCAGAAGUGCAAGCUGCUGAUUGAGGAGCUGAAGAACGACAGCCGCUGGACCACCGUGCUGGGCAAGUUCAUUAUUCGGGCGCUGCCGGAGCUGGAGCGUGUGGAGAAGCUUGCGGAGACGAUCGACGGCAAGAUGGAGCGUCUGUGCACGUUUCUGUGUGAGAAGAAGGAGACCUUCUCGCUGAACGAGGUGCUGCGCACGCUGACGAUGUUCUGCAAGCGGUUUGACCAGGAGCAGGAGAAGAUGCAGCUGCGGAAGGAGCGACUGGCAAGGGCGGAGGAUAAUCGACGCCGCCAAAGCGAUGUGGCUGCGGAGGCAAAUGCACAGCUGGCACAGGAGGGAGAUGUGAUCUCACCGUCGUCUUCCACUACGGUGCCUCGUCAGCGUCGGAUGAGCCAGCAACAGCAACAGCAACCGCCGCCGCCGCAGCGAUCACCACAACCGGAGCAGCGACGGCUGAGCGGUGCGAAAGCCACCCCUGUUCCACCAGGUACCAACAACAAUAAGGAUAGUCGCACGCCCGUGAGCAACAACAACGGUGCCACCACCACAACCAACGGUCACACAAAUCCCCAUAGCCCAGGCGCUCCCAGCAGCGGCAACGGUAACACCCGGUCCCAGCUAUUCCGGUAG
Leptomonas pyrrhocoris is the source of this 1359-nucleotide messenger RNA. RefSeq names its product putative Formin. The record is from RefSeq and is a predicted model, not a curated record. Gene Ontology annotation, biological process: actin filament polymerization. Gene Ontology annotation, cellular component: cytoplasm; actin filament. Lineage: Eukaryota; Euglenozoa; Kinetoplastea; Trypanosomatida; Trypanosomatidae. The transcript has a single exon. Gene Ontology annotation, molecular function: microtubule binding; actin binding. Bases 1 to 1359 code for a protein of 452 amino acids.